AUGAAAAGCGUAAAGUGCAAAGUGGUGAAAGAUUUUUAUUAUCCUAACAUGACUUGCUACGCAAAGCCUUUCAAUCGAACAGCUUCCACGUUUACAGUUUACGUAAAAUUUAAAAAACCUUUGGAAGUUUAUUACGCAAAAUUCUUGUUGGAAUAUCGAUAUAGUAAUAUUUACAGAGAAAUCGGCAAAUCUCCUAAGUUUAAUGCGUGUUCCAUGGCGAACAACACAAAUCCGAUGAAUAUUUAA
Clunio marinus is the source of this 246-nucleotide messenger RNA. NCBI's taxonomy places the organism in Eukaryota, Metazoa, Arthropoda, Insecta, Diptera, Chironomidae. The record is from the annotation of a GenBank genome assembly.